AUGCUCGCGUCGGCAAGUGCUGCGCGCUUGGACAAUGUCUACCUGCCAGCCAACGCAGCGUCGUCUGGUGGGGCUGGCGCUGGGCUUCUUACGCCGCUCAGCGGGACCCAAGAUGCGCAGAGCUACGCGGGACCCACCAAAUCCUCCGCCGAUUCCCAAGCCCAGAUCCUGAGAUACGAGAACGAGAUCAACGAGGAUGGAUACCACUACGCGUACGAAACUAGCGACGGCACGAAAGCCGAGCAAAAUGGCCGAGUCAUCCCGGGGGCCACGCCUGAGGAAGGCUCAAUCCAGGUCUCAGGGUCGUACUCUUACCUGAGCGAAGACGGUCAGACAUACUCCAUCACGUACACCGCCGAUGAGAACGGUUACCACGCAACUGGUGACCACCUCCCCACUCCGCCACCGAUCCCUGAAGAGAUUUUGAGGAGCUUGCAGCUGACGGCCGGAACGGGUGGUCAAUAUGACAGUAAGAAGAGCAGCUACGACGCUGACGCUGGCUAC
This is a messenger RNA of Iphiclides podalirius (scarce swallowtail), 504 nucleotides long. The record is from the annotation of a GenBank genome assembly. Lineage: Eukaryota; Metazoa; Arthropoda; Insecta; Lepidoptera; Papilionidae.